AUGCCGGAUCGAACCCUCCCUGUCGAGCUCAUGGCGAUCGUCAUCCACCAUCUUGGUGUGAAAGGGCUCCGUACCCUGGGCACCGGCGGAUUUCUUGUCUGCAAGGACUGGUGCUACCUGGCAGAGGAAGUCUUUUACGAGAAGAUUCUGAUUUCUCCAUCGGCACUACUCAAAAUGCCAGACAGCGCCGUCAAGAGAGUACAGCAACAUACCAAAUGGCUCGGGAUCGAAGCGGAGGUCACAGGGGAUAAAAUAGCAGACAGCCACAAUGAGGUCGAUGGGUCCACGAUACCAGGCCUAGCUCACUGCCUCAACCAGCUCAGCACUCUUCUCGCUGGAUGCAAGAAACUGAAAUUCCUCUCUAUUCGUCUCGGGGGGAAGAUGCUGCCGUGCGAUAUGUGCGACAACCUGCUUGCCUGGUCCCAGCCCAAAUUCAUUAACGCGAUCGUGACCUCGUCGCUCCAAAGACUCGAAAUUGACACUCUGGGAAGCCGUAUCAACCCCGGCAAGGGCUUCUGCCGAACACUCUCGACUCUUAUUCCCAAGCUUCGUUAUGUGUCCCUGAAGCUCCAGUGGGUCUGUCUUGAACUCUUUGGAUGGGUUGGUAUGCCCGUCCAAGACAUACGCAAAGUCAAACUCCGGCAAUUUAUUCUCAGCCUGGUGGGGACCGGCAAUGGACUUGGGGCUGGAGUGAACAGUUGUAUCUGUGGCACUGAGCCCAUAAGAUGUGGCUGUGGCGGUACCCAUACAAUGAUAUGCAACCACGUCUCGCAGUCUAUCGAAGUCAAGGCCAUAAUGGCUGUCCUCCGAAUGCCUACGAUCAAACACAUGUGGAUUGUGUACCCCUGGAUGUGUCAGAUGGUCAGAGCACAUGAAGUGAGGGAGGAUUUCUACAGACAGUAUGAGAGCUCUCGAGUUAGGGCUAGCGGAUUUGAUAUUACGCACUACCGCUGGGAGCAGCACGACCUGUUUGCCGAUAAAGAUGGCUUUCUGACAUCCGGAGGAAACUAUUACGACGACGACGAAGCGCCCGAAGACUGCGACGAUGUGAUUCUCUACCACGACCCCAUUCCGGCAAUCGCCAACUCAUUUGAGUCACCCGACUAUUUCUCCGAUGGCGAUAUACCUGAAUCUGGGACUUCGUGGUACCGUGAUCUUGAAGAAUUUGAGAAGCCUUGA
Messenger RNA from Penicillium verhagenii, 1179 nucleotides. RefSeq lists its product as uncharacterized. Lineage: Eukaryota; Fungi; Ascomycota; Eurotiomycetes; Eurotiales; Aspergillaceae. The record is from RefSeq and is a predicted model, not a curated record. Bases 1 to 1179 code for a protein of 392 amino acids. The transcript has a single exon.